CCGGACAAAUUUCCAGCGAGGUUGCGACGGCCUCGACAACGCGCGCCAACGACUUAUUAGACGUCGACGUCUAAUUGAUAACAGCUGCCGCCCUCCGUGCUGUCCAGGGCAAUGCGUCGGUAACAGGCUACCUGUGAUAUUGUCAUUUUCCCGCCGAAUUGAGUUGGAGACGCCUCGACGACCUCCUUUCCCCAACCCCUCGUAACGAAUCACGAACCUACGUCGACCUUUGGACAGCUCGAGCUGAACCUUGCGAUGCUACAACAGCGGCUGCAGCUAUCUGCAGUCCGCAGAGGCCUGCAGGCCCUUUCAUUCAACAAGCCGGCUGUUCGCUUUGCUUCUGGCCAGGCCAACAACAUUGAAGCGCAGACGGAGUCAACAGCCGGGAACGACGAAGCCGCUAGGCGGGCCAAGGGAGGUCUUUUUCUGCGAACAUACAAGCCUCGCACACCCGGUGUCCGUCACUUGAAGCGACCCAUCAACGAUCACUUGUGGAAAGGGCGGCCCUACCUGCCGCUGACGGUCCCCAAAAAGGGCCAGUCAAGAGGUGGACGUAACUCUACGGGAAGGAUAACAGUGCGUCACCGCGGAGGAGGUGCGAAACGGAGAUUGCGCAAUGUCGACUUUGAGCGCAAGAUCCCUGGGCCUCAUUUGGUGGACCGAAUCGAAUACGAUCCAGGCCGCAGCGCGCACAUUGCGUUGCUGACCGAGAAGGCCACGGGCAAAAAGUCCUACAUCCUGGCCGCGGACGGACUGAGGGCUGGCGACGUUGUGCACAGCUAUCGUGCGGGUAUCCCGGCGAAGCUCCUGGCCAGCAUGGGAGGCAUUGUCGACCCUGGUAUCCUGGCGUCCAAAACAGCUUUCAAGGGCAACUGCCUGCCGCUGCACAUGGUGCCGGUUGGCACGACGGUGUUUGCCGUUGGCUCUUCUGCCUCUCGCGGCGCCGUGUUCUGCCGCAGUGCAGGGACCCACGCUGUCGUCGUCAACAAGAACGAAGAGACGCGGGAUGAUGGCAGCAAGGUCAUGACCGGAAAAUAUGUGGAAGUCCGUCUGCAGAGUGGCGAGGUUCGCCGCGUCAGCAAGGAUGCAUGUGCUACUAUUGGUGUUGCUAGCAACAUCCAUCAUGGGUACCGCCAAUUGGGCAAGGCUGGUCGCAGCCGAUGGCUUGGUAUUCGUCCCACGGUUCGUGGUGUGGCGAUGAACAAAGUCGAUCAUCCCCACGGUGGUGGUCGUGGUAAGUCGAAGAGUAAUCGCCAUCCGGUCACUCCUUGGGGCCGUCCUACCAAGUCAGGCUACAAGACUCGCCGCAAGCACAAUGUCAACGCCUUUGUGGUCACUCCCCGUCCUCGCAACCACGGCAAGAGAAGAUCCAACAAGGCUUAAGUCAGUUUAGAGAGACAGCUGUCUGUCAAUGGGAGGGAGCACGUGGCCUGGAGGGUGCAGACGAAUGCUGUAUGUAUGUAUGUAUUAUUUCGAGGCUGUUGUCAGGCUGUGAUGAUAGCAAUGGCAUUGUAUAUUAUCGGGUGCGCGUAUCCGUGUAGCCAAU
Emericellopsis atlantica is the source of this 1546-nucleotide messenger RNA. Its product is annotated as 60S ribosomal protein L2. Gene Ontology annotation, cellular component: large ribosomal subunit; ribosome. The record is from RefSeq and is a predicted model, not a curated record. The transcript is spliced from 3 exons. Bases 256 to 1383 code for a protein of 375 amino acids. Gene Ontology annotation, molecular function: RNA binding; structural constituent of ribosome; transferase activity. Gene Ontology annotation, biological process: cytoplasmic translation. NCBI's taxonomy places the organism in Eukaryota, Fungi, Ascomycota, Sordariomycetes, Hypocreales, Bionectriaceae.